This is a messenger RNA of Aegilops tauschii subsp. strangulata, 5618 nucleotides long. Its product is annotated as protein transport protein SEC16B homolog. Gene Ontology annotation, biological process: Golgi organization. The record is from RefSeq and is a predicted model, not a curated record. Lineage: Eukaryota; Viridiplantae; Streptophyta; Magnoliopsida; Poales; Poaceae. Gene Ontology annotation, cellular component: endoplasmic reticulum exit site; ER to Golgi transport vesicle membrane.
GGGAGGAGGCGAGUGACGAGACGUCGGCACGCACGCACGCGUCUCCCACCUCUCCACGAUCCAAAAUCCAACUCCACCAGAGACAGAGAGCCGAGAUCCAAAAUCCAGUCCCUCGCCGCCCCCCACCCUACCGAUCCGAUCCGGCCGCCGCCUCCUCCUCGAUCCAGCGCGCCGCGCCGGGAUCCGAACCCUAGACCUCCCUCUCGCCCCUCUCCCGGGAGGGAUCGGCGCCGGGCGGAUGGGGUCCGACUCCGACGACGCCGACUUCUUCGACAAGCUCGUCGACGACGACGACGACGACGCCAAAGCGCCCCCCGCCGCCGCUGCCUCCGCCCAUGGCCCCGCUGCCGCCGACGAGGCCGCCGCGGACCUCGCGGCCCUCACCCUGUCCGACGGCGACGACGAGGACGGUGCCGGCGGCACGGGAGGGGCGCCGGAGUCCAUGGCCCCUCAGGACGCGGCUGAAGCCCCGACAGACGCCGCGGAUCCUCCACCCCCCCCUCCUCAGACAGAGGCUGAAGUCCCGGCGGCGCCCCGUGGCGCUGAGGUCCUGCCCGGGGCCCCUGAUGCCGGGGUUCUGCCCGCGGCCCCUGAUGACGAGGUUCCGGCUGGGCUACCCGAGGUGAAGGCGGUGGCCGCCGCUGACCCCGAGGGCAGGUCGCCAGGGUCGGGGUCCGGGUCAGGCUCCUCCAAGGGCGUCCGUACCACGGUCAAGCAGGUGCAGUGGAGCCUCUUCGGCGCCGACAUCAGCAGCAGCGCUGAGCCGGAUCCGUUCAGCGACCUCCUGGCGGACGGCGCCGGCGACGCAUUUCUCGGAGCGCAGGUUUCAGGUUUCGGUGCCAGCAGUGUCGGAGCCGUGGAUCACAGCUUCUACAAUGGAGCGGGCAGCAGCAAUGCCAGUUCCCAGCUGGGCUGGGGGACUGGUUCCGGGGAAUUCCUGGCGGAUGGCGGUGUUGGUGAAGACGCCUUUUUCGGAGUGCAGGGUUCAGCUGUAGGGACUGCUGGUAGCGUUGGGGCGGCGGAUCAUAGUUUCUUCAAUGGAGUGGACAGCAAUGCCAAUUCACAGUCGUAUAUGGGUGCUGGUGUCGUGGAGUCUGCGGAUCAUCAGAACACCAGUGCGCAGUCUGACUGGACCGCCGGGGCUGUGGACCCCUCGGAUCCCUACCCUGGCUGGAAGUGGGACGUGGCAACAGGGCAGUGGUAUCAAGUGGAUGCUAUCGGUGCUCAAGGCUUUGCUGAUAAUGGCGGUGCUGUAGCGGCCUUCGGGAGCGAAAAUGUUCAGCAGCAGCAGCAGCACCUCGGUGUUUCGUACCUGCAGAACUCUUCACAGGCAGGGUUGGAGACCAUCACGGAGGAGGGCAGCGCCGCUGCCGCCAGCUGGGGCCAGGAUCAGAGCAGCGCAGCCGCAGCGGAGUACCCACCAAACAUGCUCUUCUAUGCUGAGUACCCUGAACAUUACUAUGACACCAACACUCAGCAGUGGUUCACGCUCGAGUCAUAUCAGCAAAGUGUCUUGCAAGCUGCAACUCCGCCAUCAGCAGUAGAUGCAUUUGCUGGGGCAGGUCACAGUGUAGCUCAUACUGGGAAUACUCAGGCAAGUAGUUUUAAUCAGCAGAACCAAUGGCAGCAUGGUUCGGUAGCCAACAGCAUGCAGCCUUAUACCGAGAAUCAGAUUAGUCAGCCGGCGUAUACUGAGCCUUUGAAGCCCUCUACAAAUUAUGGAGCUGCUAUCAACACAUUCGUGCCUAAUAUCAACACAUUCGUGCCUUCUACAAGUCAAUACAGUGGUAGUGGCGAGGGCCACCAGGUUAGUAACAAGGUUUUCCAACCUACCAGUUAUCAGAGUGCUGCUCACAAGGGUUUUGAACCGUAUAAAAACAAUCAAAGUGCUAUCAACACAUUUUUGCCUUCCACAAGUCAAUACAAUAGUAGUGGUGAGGGCUACCAGGUUAGUAACAAGGGUUUCCAACCUACCAGUUACCAGACUGCUGCUCAUAAGGGUUUUGAACCACAUAAAAACAAUCAAAAUGCUAUCAACACAUUUUUGCCUUCUACAAGCCAAUACAGUGGUGGUGGUGAGGCCCACCAGGUUAGUAACAAGGGUUUCGAACCUACUAGCCAUCAGAGUGCUCACAAGGGUUUUGAACCGUAUAAGAUCAAUCAAAGUACUUCUGCUAGCCAUGACAGUGGGUCCAGGGGAUUUGAGCCUUCACAAGGUCACCAGGGGUUUAAACCUUUCACAAAUAACCAGAGAAGCACAGGAUUUGUACCUUCUACAAGUCACCAGAUUGCCCACAAGGAAUUAGAACCUCCGAAAGAUAAUCAAGCUCACCAUGUAGCACACCAAUCUUCAUCAGGCCAUGGUUAUGACUAUCCGAAUGGCUUUGUUGAGCCACAAAAAGGUGUUCCUGUAACAAGCAUGUACCAGAUGCAAACACAGACUGAUCCUGCCACACACAUGCAUUUACCAAAUAACUAUGUGAGCAAUGAGAACUCCAUGAGCUUUCCUCAGCAGCUAGCUCCAUCUCAACAACUCGGCUACUCCCACCACGAGGAGAGGUCGUCAGCUGGACACCCACCACAUUCGCUGGUUGCGUUUGGAUUUGGUGGGAAGCUUGUAGUUAUGAAAGAGACCAGCUCGAUGACUACAAACUUUGACAGUGGAAAUCAGGGCAAUUCUCGAGGCACACUGUCAAUUCUUAAUAUAUCGGAGGUUGUUGCUGAUAAAAUUGAUCAACAAGGCAUCCCUAAUGGCAGUGCACUUAGCUACUUCUAUGCUUUGUGUCGUCGACCUAUUCCUGGCCCCCUUGCCGGAGGAAGUGCUGCAGCAAAGGACCUGAAUAAAUGGCUUGAUGAUAUUAUCGGAGGCUACGAGUCUUCUGUCAGCGAUUUCCAAGGAGGGGAUGUUCAGAAGCUGCUUAUAUCGUUGCUGAAAAUAUCAUAUCAACACUAUGGAAAACUCCGUUCACCCUUUGGGCCCGAUCCAUCGCGUGAGGGUAUGGAUGGCCCAGACACUGCAGUAACAGCGCUUUUUUCAUCAUGUAGUAGUAAUAGUGCCCGUAUGAGAGACCAUUGCAUGAAAAAUAUCCCCUCAGAAAAGCAGAUACAGGCUACUGCUCAAGAAGUUCAAAAUCUUUUAGUUUCUGGUAAAAGGAAAGAUGCGCUUCAGUAUGCGCAGGAAGGUCAGCUUUGGGGACCUGCACUGAUCCUUGCUUUACAACUUGGUGAUCAGUUUUAUGCGGAUACUGUGAAGAAAAUGGCUUACUGUCAUUUCAAAUCUGGAUCACCUUUGAGGACAUUGUGCCUUCUUAUCGCUGGACAACCAGCAGAUGUUUUUAAGCCUGAGAACCCUGUCGAUGCCAAUUAUGCCACUUUACAUACGCAGCAACAGCCUGCAGAGGGUACUCCUGUGGGCAUGCUGAAUGACUGGCAACAAAAUUUGGCAAUUAUAACUGCAAACAGGACAAAAGCAGAUGAGCUUGUAAUCACUCACCUCGGGGAUUGCCUUUGGAAAGAGAGAAAUGAGGUUGCAGCUGCUCAUUCAUGCUAUUUAGUUGCUGAGCUAAAUAUCGAUCCAUACUCUGAAAGUGCAAGAAUGUGUUUACUCGGAGCAGACCAUCUGAGAUGUCCUCGCACAUUUACCAGCCCUGAAGCUAUACAGAGAACAGAGUUGUAUGAAUAUGCGAAAGCCCUUGGAAAUUCUCAGUAUAUCCUCCUGCCAUUUCAACCAUAUAAGCUGAUAUAUGCAUACAUGCUUGCGGAGGUUGGGAAGGUCUCUGAUUCACUAAAGUACUGUCAAGCAUCUUUGAAGCUCCUGAAAUCCUCCGGCCGUGCGCCUGAACUAGAAGCAUGGAAGCAAUUGUUUUCAUCUCUGGAGGAGCGGAUACGCACCCACCAGCAGGGUGGUUAUGGCACAAAUCUUGCUCCUGCAAAGCUUGUUGGAAAGAUUUUCUCAACAUUUGAUAAAUCUUUGUCCCGCAUGAUGGGUACACAACCCGCACCAAUGCCGCCAUUGUCACAGGGCUCUUCUGGUGACAGAGAUUUCUAUCCUGUUCCUCAAGUUACAAAUCCUGCUCCUCCGGUUACAAACUUUGUAAAUAGUCAGUCACCGAUGCCUAUGUCAUCUUCUACUUCGGAGCAGUUUAUGAGUGAAAUAGCAGAAAAUAGCGACCCUGACAAGAAAGGCGCACAUAGCAGAAGUGUCUCUGCACCAGACUUAAAGAAAAAACAGGGUGGUGGAUCAGAUAAUGCACAAAGCACAUCAGGUUCAGGCAGUUCGCGAUUCGGAUGGUUGCUGCAGAAAACAGUGGGACUUGUUUCGAAAUCUUCCAACCAGGCCAAGUUGGGGGAAGAGAACAGUUUCUACUAUGAUGAGAACCUGAAGCGGUGGGUGGAGCGAGGUGCUGCGAUCCCUGCUGCCGUGGAGCCUCCUCUUGCCCCACCUCCGACAAAAGCCUCGUUCCAGAACGGCGUUCCAGAUCACAACACCUCGACUGGCCCCCCCAGCGGCGGAGGUUAUACUCCUAAUGGAUUUUCAGAAGCGAAGCCUCCAAAUCCUUCCGAGCCGGUUUCAGGGAUGCCACCGAUGCCACCUAGCCAGAAUCAGUUCUCAGCACGCGGGAGGGCGGGUGUUAGAUCAAGAUACGUCGACACAUUCAACAAGGGUGGUGGUGGAAACUCCUUCGGAGGGCCAUCAUACAACAGACCGGCCAUGCCAUCGGUGAACAAGCUGCCCGCCGCCAGUUUCUUCGUCCCAACUCCAGCCGCAGAUGCUUCAUUGCAGCCGACCGAGCCAACAGCCGACGCGCACAGCGAAACCGCAAACCAGGACGGGCCAUCGUCCUCACCGGCAGUUGAGUCCUCAUUCUACGCCUCCCCGCCACCCCCAAUGCAAAUGCAAACAGGCAUGCAGCGGCACCCGAGCAUGGACAACAUCAUGACCCCCUCUGGCAGCGGCAACGGCUCCUUCUCGAAGUCACGGGCAGCAUCAUGGAGCGGGACAUACUCGGAGCAGAUGAGCAGCACCGCCGCCUCGAGAUCGCCGGACGGGCAGACCAUGCAGUCCCCGCCAAUGAUGCCCGGUGUGAGACCUUCCCACAGCCGCUCCCACAGCAACUCGUCCCUUAAUCGGUUCAACAGCGGUGGUGGGUUCGGGGAGGAUCUCCAGGAGGUGGAGCUCUGAUACUCGAAACAAGGUUAUGGAGAAAAGCGCGAGCGAGCGAGCGAGGCCGCCAGAUUUUUCUUUCUUCUUGCUGAUAGUUCGUUCUGUAUUUAAUAUCCAUGAUAUAUAUGUCGCUAGAAAGGUACAAAAAAAAAAGGAGAGGAGCGGCGUCCCUUUUUUCUUUUUUUGCAUGGGAAGCGUGCGGACGCCAUUGUACAUGAUAGUUGUUCAACCAUCAUCUCAAGCCAGAUGUUGGAGAGAAGCAAUAAAUGAGUAACCAGGGAGGAGAGGAGACUUGUAGCAGUAACUUGUUAAGAUAGCAAGAAAGAAGCAUGCACAAACUAGGUACAUUUUAGAGCCUUUGAUUCAUCUCAUCAUCAUUAUGUAACUUGAGACUUUGGAUUUCAUAAUUGGUCGCGGAUGCUGGGUAAGCUCAAUGUCAGUGCUGUUCUGUCAA